GCGUGAUGGUGGUGCGAUAUGGAAUUACUGGCGAGUGCAGAGAAUUUCCGCGCCUCGCAAACACCACAUGAAUGAAAGCGAUUAUGCAUACACGCGGCGAAGGGACGACUUAAUAAAGAGAAGCCCGACGAAAAGCAACCGAAAAAGUACUCGCACAAAAUAGUGCGCCAGUGAUUUUCAUACCAAACCCACAUACAAGUGUAGAUAUGUAUGUAUGUAUUUAAGCACGAGUAUCUGUGCCUAUGCUCCCAGCGAAUCGCUAAGUUCAGCACUUUGGUUCAAUUAAACAAUGUUAGCGACAAAUGCUUACAAUUAUUGAGUACGCCGGCAGAGCGCAUGUGGCAUAUGCAUAGAAUUCUCAAUUAGGUUGCCUACAAAAGUACUAAUUUUCGAAAGAAAAAAAAUUGACAAACGAGCGUUGAGUGCAUAUGAUUUUUCAACGCUGCUCAAUAUCAUCGAUUUUUCAAUAUUUUCCCGAACUACACAAUCCAUGCACGGCAUUACGGAAACGCACAUUGACGAAGGCGCACGCAAAAUAGUGAUUGCAGGAAAAUAUUUAAAACGUGAAAGUGUUUUUGCUUCGCAGUGUUGAGAGAAAUUGCUUCUUACUGCUGAUUUGUGUACUACUAAAGCAGUUGUGUAGGAAAAAUUUUAAAAUAAAUAGCGCAAAAAAAAAAUUACUUCCUCAGCGAAAAUGGCGUUGGAUAAUAUUACUGCGUUCCAGGUUUUCGGCAGUAUAGCUCUUGGACUUAUGUGCUUCAAAAUCGUCACCAAAUUUCUACCAUGGGUUUACAUAAAUAUUAUUGGACCCAAGUUUUUGGGGCCAAAGUUGAACAUACGCGGCAUGGGCGGUUGGGCUGUGGUCACCGGUUCAACUGACGGUAUUGGAAAAGCUUAUGCGAAAGCGCUUGCGAAGCGAGGAUUCAGUUUGGUCCUGAUCAGCCGUUCGUUAAGCAAAUUGGAGGAUGUUGCGAAGGAAAUCGAAAAUGAGUGCAAAGUAGAAAUCAAAAUCAUCGAUGUUGAUUUUCAAAAUAGUGAUGAAAUUUACGAUAAGAUCAAAGCAGGCAUUGAAGGUCUCGAUAUUGGCGUGCUCGUCAAUAAUGUCGGCGUUGGUUAUCCCUACCCAGAGUACUUUCAUAAUUAUUACCAACAGAAUUCUAAAAUCCUGCUGGACAUGAUUUCGGUGAACAUACACUCUGUGACACACAUGUGUGCCUUAGUUUUGCCAGUCAUGCUGAGCAGGAAGAAAGGCUUAAUCAUAAAUGUAUCAUCAACAUCCUCGUCUAUACCAGCCCCACUGUUAACUAUCUACAGCGGUACCAAGGCCUUUGUCGAUAAAUUUAGCGAAGGUUUACAAACGGAAUAUCGAGCUAGUGGGAUCAGAGUACAAUGCAUUAAACCGGGCUUCGUUUCAACCAAGAUGAGUAAGUUUAGACCGAGCAUGUCGAGCCCAACGCCCGAUACCUAUGUGGCUUCAGCACUCAGUAUGUUGGGAUAUGCCACGACAACAACGGGAUAUUUACCACAUGAAUUCGUACACAUUACGUAUAACUUUAUGAAGUACCUAACGUGCGAACCCUUUGUUUCGAGCGUUUUUUUGAAAUAUUAUUUGAAAUUGCGCAAACUGGCUCUAAAACGUAUGAGCCAAAAGAAAUAGGGGACCAGCAGAUGUGGAAGAGUUAUGAUUUUGCUUUAUGAAGCAAAUAUAAUUGUUUUCUUUUUAUGUAAUCUAAAUUAAAUGUGUAAUUUAUAUUAAGAGGAAAAAAAUAGUUUUUUUCCAAUGGAUAUAAAUAAAAAAUGCACAGUUAUAUAAAAUA
This is a messenger RNA of Bactrocera oleae (olive fruit fly), 1817 nucleotides long. It is a transcript of the gene spidey, whose product is annotated as hydroxysteroid 17-beta dehydrogenase 12 spidey. Lineage: Eukaryota; Metazoa; Arthropoda; Insecta; Diptera; Tephritidae. The record is from RefSeq and is a predicted model, not a curated record. Gene Ontology annotation, cellular component: endoplasmic reticulum. Gene Ontology annotation, molecular function: oxidoreductase activity.